Molecule: messenger RNA, 3963 nt
Organism: Arabis nemorensis
Lineage: Eukaryota; Viridiplantae; Streptophyta; Magnoliopsida; Brassicales; Brassicaceae
Source: the annotation of a GenBank genome assembly
AUGAAGCACUUCAUGAUGCCAAGAAACGCUGUCUUGCGGGAUAUCGGAGAGCCGCAAUCGCCAAACCCUAGCUUGACGAAAUCCAAGACCCAAAGGAAGAUUAGAUCCGCCAAAGAGAAUGCUCCACCUCCGGAUCUGAACCCUUCGAUGCCUGAUUAUAGGUCGUCUCCGGCGAAACUGAAAUCUCCACUGCCUCCGCGUCCGCCGUCGGCUAAUCCUCUUAAACGGAAGCUUAUCGCGGAAGCUGCGGCGGAGAAUGGAGUACUAGCUGGGGUUUCAGAUUCUGGUGUCAAGGUUAUAGUCAGAGUGAAGCCUCCAAGCAAAGGUGAGGAAGAUGAGAUGAUAGUAAAAAAGAUCUCAAGCGAUGCCCUCACGAUUAAUGAACAUACUUUCACGUUUGACUCAAUUGCUGACCCGGACUCAACACAGGAUGAAAUCUUUCAGCUUGUGGGAGCCCCUCUUGUAGAAAACUGUCUGGCUGGAUUUAAUAGUUCUGUUUUUGCCUAUGGACAGACUGGUAGUGGGAAAACGUAUACCAUGUGGGGUCCUGCAAACGGGUUGUUGGAAGAGCACCUUAGUGGUGAUCAAAGAGGUUUGACUCCGCGUGUCUUUGAACUGCUCUUCGCCCGUAUCAGUGAGGAGCAAGUGAAACACGCUGAAAGGCAGCUCAACUACCAGUGUCGUUGUUCAUUUCUCGAGAUAUACAAUGAGCAAAUAACAGAUCUUUUGGAUCCGAGCCAGAAAAACCUGAUGAUUAGAGAAGAUGUCAAGUCUGGUGUUUAUGUUGAAAAUCUGACUGAGGGAUACGUGAAAAACUUGAAGGAUUUAUCACAGCUUCUGAUUAAGGGCUUGGCAAACAGAAGGACGGGUGCAACAAGUGUAAAUGCAGAGAGUUCAAGGUCGCAUUGUGUAUUUACUUGUGUUGUUGAGUCCCACUGCAAGAGUGCUGCAGAUGGUCUAAGCAGCUUCAAAACAAGUAGAAUUAAUCUUGUUGAUCUGGCUGGUUCCGAAAGACAAAAAUCAACUGGUGCAGCAGGAGAACGUUUGAAGGAAGCUGGGAAUAUCAAUCGAUCACUUUCUCAACUUGGGAAUUUGAUAAACAUUCUAGCAGAAAUUUCACAAACAGGGAAGCAAAGGCAUAUACCCUACAGAGAUUCCAGGUUGACAUUUCUGUUGCAGGAGUCUCUUGGUGGGAAUGCCAAAUUAGCUAUGGUUUGUGCAGUUUCUCCCUCGCAAAGUUGUAGGAGUGAAACCUUCAGCACCUUGAGAUUUGCUCAGCGUGCAAAGGCGAUACAAAACAAGGCAGUUGUCAAUGAAGUAAUGCAGGAUGAUGUUAAUUUCUUGCGGGAAGUGAUACGCCAGCUGAGGGACGAACUGCAAAGGGUGAAGGAUAAUAAAAACAACCCAACCAACCCAAAUGCAGCUUAUACCACUUCAUGGAAUGCGCGUAGAAGUUUGAGUUUGUUAAGAAGCUUUGGCCUGGGUCACCCAAAGUCAUUACCCCAUGGAGAUGAUGAUGGGGAUACUGAGAUGGAAAUUGAUGAAGAGGCUGUUGAAAGACUAUGUGCUCAAAUGGGCUUGCAAUCAUCUCCACCUGGUGAGGAGAUCAAUCAGAACUUGACCAGAGUAGAGAAAAUAAACUCAUCCUUACAAACUGUGGCCCUUAAGUCAUCUGAAGGCCAAUCUACAGGAAAGCAGUUUCCUGAUGAUACAGAUGUUAACAUGGAGGACGCAAUUUGCCAAACUGAGAACCAUGGGGCAGCAACUACUGAUAAUGUAUUAUCUGUGGCAGAAACUGGCAUCAUCACAGAUCGGAGCAACGUAGCUGUGCAAACUAUGGAUCAUGAUUCGAGUGUACAGCCUGCUUUGAUAACUGAUUCUUGUAUGAGCGACAUAAACCAUGGCAAUUCACCAAGCAAGGCGGACAGUGUUCAAUCAUGCCAAGACUUGGUCCCCGAAACUCUUGUUUCUGCAGUUGCAUCAGUAGCUGCUACUUCAGAUGAUAACGAACACUUCUCAGUAAAUCCUGUGUCACCUUGCCUCAGCAUAGAUCCAGAAAGUGUUUCUCCUGUACUAAUACCUCCCAUGGAGAGCGUCUCUCCUAGGGUUAGACAUAGCAGGAAAAGCUUGAGGACAUCAUCAAUGUCCACCGCAUCACAAAAAGAUAUUGAGAAAGAGAACCAAUUAACUACAGAAGUUGUGGAACCUUCUUCGGCGAUGUUAAAUCUCUCGAGUGCGUUGUCUACACAGAAAAGUGGAGCUUUACCUGUGCCAACUAAGCAAUUGGCGGCUAGCCUCCACAAAGGCAUGAAACUUCUUGACUGUUAUCGCCAGAGUACUGCUCAAAGACGAUCGACAUUCAGGUUAUCCUACAGAGCUCCAGAAUGCAAGCCUUCAACCGUUUUAAGUAAGGCUGAUGUAGGUGUGCAAACAUAUCCCGAAGCUGAAGAGAACCUCAAAGAAAUACUGUGCAGUAAAUGCAAAUGCAUAGCAGAAUGUGAUGCCCAAGAAACAAGUGACAGUUCAAAUUUCCAGUUAGUACCUGCUGAGAACUCAGAAGCUCCAGAAAAAUCCCAUUUUCAAGUUCCUAAGGCAGUGGAAAAGGUUCUAGCAGGGUCUAUCAGAAGAGAAAUGGCUCUGGAAGAGUUCUGCACUAAGCAAGCCUCUGAAAUAUCACAGCUUAAUCGGCUGGUGCAACAGUACAAACAUGAGAGAGAGUGCAAUGCCAUCAUAGGACAAACAAGGGAGGACAAGAUUGUUCGCCUUGAAAGCCUCAUGGACGGUGUGUUAUCUAAAGAUGAUUUCCUGGAUGAAGAAUUUGCAUCUCUCAUGCAUGAGCAUAAGCUUCUGAAGGACAUGUAUGAGAACCACCCUGAAGUAUUGCAGACGAGGAUUGAGAUGAAAAGACUGCAAGACGAGCUCGAAAGUUUCAAGAACUUCUAUGGUGACAUGGGAGAAAGGGAAGUAUUACUGGAAGAGAUUCAGGACUUAAAGGCUCAGCUACAAUGCUACACUGACCCUUCUCUUGCAUCAUCUCGGAAAAGAGGUUCACUGCUUGGACUGACAUACACUUGUGACCCUAAUCAGGCUCCACCACUUAAUACCAUUCCUGAGUCAAUGGACGAGAGUCCUGAGAAGACAUUAGAACAGGAAAGGCAUUGUUGGACUGAAGCAGAGAGCAACUGGAUCUCUCUUGCUGAGGAAUUAAGAACUGAGCUUGAUACCAAUAGGGUGCUAAUGGAAAAGCAGAAACGUGAACUGGAUACGGAGAAAAGAUGUGCGGAAGAGUUGAAGGAAGCAAUGCAGAUGGCAAUGCAAGGGCAUGCACGGAUGAUUGAACAAUAUGCAGACCUGGAAGAGAAACAUAUACAAUUGCUUGCAAGGCAUAGGAGGAUCCGAGAAGGAAUAGACGAUGUUAAAAAAGCAGCAGCCAGAGCAGGAGUCAAGGGAGCAGAGUCCAGAUUCAUCAACGCACUUGCCGCAGAAAUUUCAGCUUUGAAGGUGCAAAGAGAGAAGGAGGCACAAUACUUCAGAGAUGAGAACAGGAGUCUCCAGUCACAACUAAGAGAUACAGCUGAAGCUGUUGAAGCAGCAGGAGAGUUACUUGUUCGACUUAAAGAAGCUGAAGAAGGAUUGAAAAUUGCACAGAAACGGGCAAUGGCUGCAGAAUAUGAAGCAUCAGAAGCAUAUAAACAGAUAGAUAAAUUGAAGAGGAGACAUGAAACCGGGAUCAGCAGUCUUAACCAACAACACAUUGCAGAGUCACACAAUCCCAUAGAAUCUUCGCUAGCUUCUAUUAAUGGCGAUCAUAUGGCCAAAUAUGAUGAACAAGUGGAACCAUCAGCAAGUGCAGGUGAUCAGCAAUGGAGAGAAGAGUUCGAGCCAUUUUACAAGAAAGAUGCAGAGUUGUCAAAGCUCGCCGAGCCAUCUUGGUUCUCGGGGUAUGACCGAUGCAACAUAUAA